This is a messenger RNA of Monosiga brevicollis MX1, 5439 nucleotides long. RefSeq lists its product as uncharacterized. Bases 1 to 5439 code for a protein of 1812 amino acids. The record is from RefSeq and is a predicted model, not a curated record. NCBI's taxonomy places the organism in Eukaryota, Choanoflagellata, Craspedida, Salpingoecidae. The transcript has 33 exons.
AUGGCGGGUCGGGGUGGGGCUGCCGCCGCGCUGCCGCAGCUCUCCAAUGAGGCCCAGCUGCAGAUCAUGAACUUGGUCAAGCAGGGCAUGAGUAUGGAUGAAGCUCUCAAGCGGGCCACGAUGAUCGAGGAGCAGGAGCGUAAAGAUCGCGAGACAACUGCGCUGGCCCCAGCUAAAUCUGCCGCUUUCCGCUAUGAGAUUUUAUUUCUAGUGCUUUUCCCAAUCUCUUCCUCUUCUUCUUCUUCUUCUUCUUCUUUUUUUUUUUUUGUGUGUGUGUCUGUGUGUGUGUGUGUGUGUGUGUGUGUGUGUGUGUGUGUGUGUGUGUGUGUGUGUGUGUGUGUGUGUGUGUGUGUGUGUGUGUGUGUGUGUGUGUGUGUGUGUGUGUGUGUGUGUGUUCUUGUCAAGCCAGCGGGAGAUGAUGAGGCAGACAGUGAGAAAGACAUCAACCGAGCCACGCUCGACGCCGUGACAAAAAUGGUGCAAUCAGGCAGCAUCAGUGCUGAGGACGCCAUGCGACAUGCCGAGGCCUUGAACCAAGUGCGCGUGCGCAAAAAAGGCGAUGCACAACGCAUUCUUCUCAUGAACAUGGUCAAGGAAGGAAACCUUUCGAUCGAAGAGGCAAUCAAGCACGCACGGGGUAUGGGCGUACAAGUUGAACCCGAGGACAAGCAAGCCGAUGUGAGCAGCAAGUGGGGCCCACACGCCGAUAAAAUCUACAACUUUGGUGUGUAUAAGCUCAACCGCCUGAAGGGUGCUCAGCGACGUGUCUUGCAGCUUGAUUUUCAAACUGAGGUCAUGUGCAACGUUCAGCGUGGUCAUCGCAACAACCAAUUUCCCUUCUCUUCCAUCGAACGUGUCGAGAGCGAAGAUGGCGUACACUUUACCAUUUACUUCGUGGGGGAAGCCCGUCCACCCUAUGAGUACGAAGCCGACUCCCUGGAAGAGAAGAACAAGAUCUUCCGCAUCCUGUCCGUCAUCGUCAACAUCAACCGCAACACCAAAGGCGGUGGCACUGGCAUGGGGCCAUCAGACGAAGUCAAGAAGCAAAGCAUCAAAGAGGGUCUGGUCGAAAAGAAGGGUCAUUCCCUGGCGUACUUCAAUUGGAACACGCGCAAGCUCGUGGCUCGCCCCGGCGAGUUGGCGUACUACAAGGAAGAUGACCUCAGCAAUGCCCUGAAUAUCAUCACUUUGGGCCAGGGCUCUUCCGUCUCCAAAAAAGACCACGAUUGCUUCAAUGUCAUUGCUCCCGGCAAGAAACACUUUACUUUUCGAGUCCUCUCCAUCGGCGAGCACGCCAACAUGGAGGCCAUCGAGGCUGAACGGGAUGAAUGGGUGGAUGCUGUGCAAACAGCCAUCAACAUGAAGGGAGGUAGCGGUGGUGGGGUACCUGCCCUACUUGAGAAUCAGAUGAAGAAGCUGACGGGCAUCUUGGCCAAAAUGGUCAAGGAAAUGACAGCCCUUUCAGCCUUUGUGGGCCGUGGCGAGGGGGCCAAGAAAAUCACAGCCCUGCAAGGGCUCACGGAAAGCUUGGUCGUAGAGCUAUCCGAGCUGCCUGUUUUGGACAGAAUAGGUGGUGAUCUGCAGGGCAAUGCUCUAUCGGGCGUUGGCGGUGGAAGCGGUGGAGGCAAGCCUGGAAACGUUUUGGCUGCCCUCCUCAAAAGCUCUUAUGUCGCCGGUUCUGGGGAUGGCGCCGCUCCACUCAAAGUCACAAUUACACGUGCCUCUGCUGAGGAAAAGUGGGGCUUGGGUCUGGGUGCCAGCAAUGAAAUUUCCAACGUGGAGCCUGGCAGUGUAUCGGCAACUGCUGGCGUGGAGAAGGGUUAUAUUCUCACCCACGUCAAUGAGGAGCCGGUACUUCCCGAUGCCGAAGCCAAGCUCGAUGGCGAAACUUGCAUGAAGCGCAUUCAGGCGGGUCUGCAGGCGCUGGAAGUCACACUCACCCUCGUGCGCAAGGCGGGUUACAAGGCACCCAAGCGCAUCAUGAGUGGCCCGGCCCCGGGCAGCGAGGAUGGCCCCACAGCCGCCGACCUGAAGCAACAAGAGAUUGCCGAUCGAGCGGCACUUGAAACACAGCGCCGUGAAGAAGAGGCACAUCAGCGCAAGGUCAAGGAGCGUGAGGCAAAAAUGAGCAGCUUACGCGCCACAAUCGAUGAAAAGCAGGACACACUUCGCAAACUUGAGCUGCAACGCAAGGCGUGCGUUGAGCAUCGCGAAGCUCGGGAUCAGGUCCAGGAAGCAACACAGGACAUUCACAUGCUUGAGUCGGCUAUCGCUGGUGGCGACGCACCCAGCGAAGAAGAAGAAAAGGCUGCCGAGGCCAAGGCCGCCGAGGCUGGCACUGCUGUGAAGAAAGCUGAGGCAGACUUGGAUCAAGCUCGUCUUGAGUUGCAUCAAGCCAAGGGGCCUGCCGAGGUGUCAGCCAAGAGCAAGGUGGACGAAGCGCGAGAAGCAGCUGGUGUCGCGCGCGUCGCCCAUGAAGCUGCACAGCAGGAACUCAGUCUGACUCAGGGCCGUCGCCUCGCGGCCGACUCUUCGCCCGACGAACUGCAAGACAAACUCAAGAACAAGCAGGCCACGCUCGAGAAGCGCAAGGCUGCAGCCGAUACUGCUCAAACCAAGCUAGGUCGCUUGAGUGGGCUUGAAAAGUUUGAGCGCGAGAUGGAAGAAGCACAAGAAGAGCUUCGCGAUGCCGAGGCCAAUUUGAAACAGGCUCGCGAGGACGCCAAAGACCCUGAAGCGGCGACGGCACGGGCGCAAUCCAACGUCGACGCGGCCGAAGCCAGGCUCAAGGAAGCGCAGGCCAAUUACAAGCAAACCAAGGAACAAGAUGACAAGGAUGACAUGGAUGCUGCGGAGGAAACUCUGAGCAAGGCACGCGAACAGCUGGAGCUGGCAUCUAAGCCCGAAUUUCUCGUGUCCGUGGCCGAGGCCGGUCUGGCUUCAGCCAAGAAAAAGCUAGCAGAUGGCCGCAAGGCACAUGCUGAAGCUGAGGCUCUCUUUGCCCAGGAGGGUGGUCCUUCUCUGGCCGUGCUAGACUGGGAGAUUGAACAACUUCGCCAAGCUUUAAGCAAGGUUGAGGAUGAGCUGAAACAAGUGGAGACUACCCCUGUGGCUGCCCCCCCGCCCCCACCAGGGGCACCAGGUCUGGCAGGUGCACCUCCACCCCCACCCCCGCCAGGCAUGGGUGGCAUUCCGCCCCCACCGCCACCUCCGGGUAUGGGGGGCAUCCCACCUCCGCCCCCACCCCCGGGAAUGGGUGGUGCGCCUCCGCCUCCACCCCCGCCCGGCAUGGGUGGCAUUCCCCCGCCGCCCGGCAUGCCAGGUUUCGGGGUACCCAUGGGUCCUCCCCAGCGAACACCCAUCAAGCCUCGCACGAAAAUGCGUCCCUUCCACUGGAUCAAGGUGACCAAUGUGGCCCUGCCAAAGACCUUUUGGAACGAUCUGAUCCCCAAGGGCGACCACAAGGUCGAUCAAGAUCGCAUCGAGGAGCUCUUUGCAGCCGAUGAGACCAAGGUCAUCAAGAAGAAAAAGACGGAGCAGCCCAAGACUCUCCUCGACGCGAAGCGUGGUCAGAACCUGGGUAUCUUCAUGCGUGGCUUCAAGAUUCCCCUGCACGACUUGGACGUACGCCUCAAUAUUCUACCCCCCUCCGAAGACUGCCUGACUGUUGAGUACAUUGUUGCGCUGCGCAAGUUGGCGCCUACUCCAGAAGAAUUUGAAUCAUACAAGCGCUAUCCGGGCGAUAAGAGCCAACUUAGCGACAUUGAUCAGUUCUUGUUGAAGCUGAUGGAGAUUCCGAACCUCAAGCCCCGCCUCGACCUCUUGUUGACCAUCCAUGAGUUCCCUCUGCAGUUUGAGGAGCUUUCUCCGGAAAUCUCCCUGACUUUGAACGCCUGCAAACAACUCAAUGGGAGCAACAAGUUUAAGGACGUGCUCUGGCACAUCUUAUCCAUUGGCAACUACAUCAACGGGAGCACGCCCAAGGGAGGCGCACACGGCUUCAUGCUCAAGUCUCUCACCAAACUCGCAGAUAGCAAGGGCCGGGACAAGAAAACCACCCUGCUUGAUUUUGCCAUUGAGCAUUUGCAACAAUUUUCGCCCAAACUGCUACCCUUUGCUGAAGAUCUUCCGGACGUGAGCAAGGCCACUGAAGCUUCAGUCAAGGGUCUGUCAGCCGAGGUGGAGGUGUUGGCACGUGACCUGCUCAAGAUUGAUCGCGGCGCCAAGCGAUUGAAGGAAGACCUCAAAGAGGCACCUUCGCCGGCACAGGAAAAGUUUUUCAAGCAAACAGAAAAAUUUGUCAACAAGUUUGAAGAGGAGCUAGUUCAACUGCAUGCGGACGUGUCUGAGACAGAGAAGGCGUACAACAAACUUUUGGCUGACUUUGGCGAGCGACCAAACACCGACUCGGAAGAGGUCUUUGGAAACUUGGCCAAGUUUCUGGAACGCUACCGAGAAGCUUAUGCCAAGACGCUCGAGCCCAAAGACAAGAAGAAGGAAACGUAUGCUGAAAAGAAGAAGCGCGAAGCGGCUGAGGCGAGCAAGGCCAACAAAAAUGAGGCCAAGCCUGCGAAUGGCAAGGCUACGACCAAUGAGGGCGCAAGCACAACAACUGCGGCCACUCCUGCAAAUGCUAGCAAGGCCCCUGCAGGAAAAGAGAAAAAGGUCAACCCCUUUGCCAAGCCCGGCGAUGGUGCCGGCGCCGAGCCGAGCAAACCCAAGGCGAGCAACCCUUUUGCCAAGCCAGCAGAGGCUACUGCUACUAGCCAGGCCACAAGCAGCAACAGCAAUACAAAGACUGGCAGUGCAGCGAGUUCUGAGCAAACAGCUGAGUCGGUGCAAUUAAAGCACGUCGAGCCGAAAAAGAAGGCGCCUGCGGCCGUCGUGGUUGAAGACGAUGGCGUGGAAAGGGCGGGAGGUUACGGAGACCAGCAUCAGAGCAAGACGUACGAGACAAAUGUCGUCAAUCCUUUCAAGGAUGAAGCGCUGCGUGGUGGCGCCAACCCGUUUGGCAAGGCUUCAACCAAGAAGUCUGGUGGUUUUUCUGCGGUGGCCCCGGUGGCCAAAGGCAAAAAGAAGCAGGGCGAAGCGCCAACGCGCACUGGAUAUCUGGACAAGCUGUCCACAGGGCGCACGCGCAAGUGGGAGAGUCGCUUCUGUGAGUUGGUGACUGCAGGCUACCUCCAUUACUACAAGAAGGAAGGCGGCAAGAACACGGGGUCUGUCUAUCUACGCGGCUGCCCCGUGCGUCUGGAUCCCGAAGAUGCGACCGUGGUGCUGAUUCAGUCAAAUCAAAAACUCCAAAGGCUGUUGGACAUUUCUGAUCUACCAAAUCCACCCGAUAAGGAUCCCGUGUCAGAUGAUCGCUACAGCCUGAGGGCCCUUUCUCUGCUAAUUGAGAUGACAGUGAGACGAUGCAACAGAGUGGGCUCGUCUUGA